AUGCCAAAGACCCGGGCUCGAACUAAACGGCAGCGGAUCUGCCCCUGGUGUUUCUUGUCAUUUUCGAAAGAAGAGCAUCUUUCGCGGCACAUCCGCUCGCACACUAAAGAAAAGCCUUUCAAUUGCUCUUCCUGUGGGAAAUCUUUCUCUCGCCAUGACUCCCUUCUACGACACAUGAGAGCUCAUGAUGCACCAAGCCAAGAAGAGGAGACAUUCGGACCGGCAAUGCCCUCUCUAGAUACACCAACAGUCACCGAUCAUAGCAGUGUACCCUCCGCUUCUUUGGAGCCUCAUAUUGAUCAAUUCUCCCAAUUUCAUACUCAUGGUACAACGUCAACCAAUCCUUUGCCGCCAGGCCACCACGACUCGGCCUCUCACUCGCAGACCGGUUUACUGAUACCCAAUGGGCUUUUUGACCAUGUUGAGGACAGUAGUCUAGACUUUGACCAUUUUUUACAGGCCCCUGUCUGGUUAGCCGACGAGCAUUUUGAUCUCAAUGCUUUGAAUUCGUCCGUUAUGGAAAGUACUCUAGGACUUUUCUCUCCCGCCCACACCGCAAACGAGAGCAAUGCCGAUAUGACACUUCAGAUACCGAUGGAGACUUCUCAUGGACAUAAGGAAGAUCAAGUGCGCCAGUAUUGGUUCAAUUAUGUUGGAACACAUAGCAAUGGAUAUGUGACUCCAGAAACUGCCACAGAUCAUGUGGAGCUGGACGAAAAAUACCGGCAAAAUCUAUCUCAACGACUUCAGCAGCGGGUUCCAACCGAGCCAUUGCCAUCGACCGAGUUUUUAAAUCUUUGCAUCCAGUUAUUCUUCACGCGUUUUAACCCGGUCUUUCCAAUUGUGCAUGCUCCUACAUUUCGACCGUCGGCUAAAAGCUCUCUCCUUCUAUUGUCAAUAUGCUCCAUUGGCAGCCUUUUCGUUGGUUCAAAUUAUGCAGUGACCCAAGGUUCAAUAAUUUUCGAAAGACUCAACAAAGCCAUUCUGUCAUCAGUAAGUCAGAGGUCGCUUGCGUUUGAUGGGGGGUGCGAUAAAAUGUGCGGAAAUGCUGACCCUACUCAGUGGGAGAAGUAUCUCCUUAGCGGUAAAGCGGAGGCUCUCGCAAUGACCCAGGCGUCUCUCAUUGGACAAACCUUUGCGAUGCUAUCAGGGAAACCGAGAGAUCUACUUACCCUUCAGACCUUCCAUGGCACAGUGACAACGCCUAAGCUCACGUUAAAUAAGUGGGCACGCCUGUAUAAAAUGUUCGAGGCCAAGAGACCAACCGACCACUUGGACACAUUCCUGGAUACGCGGACCCCAGAGGAAGCAUGGAGGACAUGGGUUCAAGCUGAAGAGCGGAGCCGGGUCGCAGCGGGUCUUCAUAUUCUUGACACCGAGAUAUCCGAACUUGUUUUGACGCACCCUCUUAUGCGACACGAUAGAUCGCUACUUCCUUUGACUGCACGCCACGAGCUCUGGGUAGCCCCAAAUGCAACCCAAUGGAAGGAUAUUAUGAUCAGCAGAGCUCCUCCUGAAGUCUCAAGCGGAAAUAUCCAACUUGACUUUGACUCCACUGAUGGCUUUCAUAGCUAUACGGAGUUGGAAGGCAUCAAUGCUCGAUUAAUGGAGCAGAAAUUUAUGAGUACUGCUUCUAAUCAAGAGCUUGUCGAGCAGUUUGAGCCUCAACUAAUCCACUUCCUCGACGGACAUUUUCGCUCUAAGCCCGAAGGCAGUUUUGACCCAUUCUGCCUGGAGGUGUUAUGGCACUCGGUGUUUAUAUCGCUUUUGGUGGAUAUCUCUCGGUUGGAGUUAGCAAUUGGGAGAGAAGGAUAUGAGGAAUCACUUCUCCAUCGCGAUUAUGUGCACUCGUGGUCUUCUUCUCAAGAAGCUCGUCGUUGUGCUCUACAUGGAGCAUUAAUUCUUCGAAAACUGCAGAACAUGCCAUUAGGGGUGGAGCCAGCAAUCCAUGUGCCCAGGGCACUUUAUCGGGCAGCGACCGUUUGGUACGCGUAUACCGAAUUCGGAGGAGAUCAAGACACUAGCUUCCCGGAAAUAUCUCCUAGUCCCGACAUAAAUUUCCCAGAGCUGUCUUUCUUGAAACUCAAUAGCGAGGCUUUACUUUUCGAAGCCAACGGCUAUCGAACGACUAAGCCGAAAACGUCAGAAUCGAGCACAUUGUGUGGAUUGGUGGACCUUCUGCAUCGAAUCGGCCACUGGGGAUUAUCAAGGAAAUUCGCGGAGCAGUUGAGCAUCUUGCUGAAAGAGAAAGAUAGUUAA
Penicillium cosmopolitanum is the source of this 2259-nucleotide messenger RNA. RefSeq lists its product as uncharacterized. Gene Ontology annotation, biological process: regulation of transcription by RNA polymerase II; DNA-templated transcription. Gene Ontology annotation, molecular function: RNA polymerase II cis-regulatory region sequence-specific DNA binding; DNA-binding transcription factor activity, RNA polymerase II-specific; zinc ion binding. Bases 1 to 2259 code for a protein of 752 amino acids. The record is from RefSeq and is a predicted model, not a curated record. Gene Ontology annotation, cellular component: chromatin. The transcript has 6 exons. NCBI's taxonomy places the organism in Eukaryota, Fungi, Ascomycota, Eurotiomycetes, Eurotiales, Aspergillaceae.